GAUGUGUUUGUGUUGGAGGGUUUCACUGAGCUGAACCGAGCCGAGCUGAGACAGCAGGACGGUAGACUCGAAGAAGUUAAAAACAACAAGAAGAAAAAGAAGAAGAGCACGCACGAGAAGAAAUAAUCUACCUUCUGUAACGCGUCGAAGUCUAUUUAUUUUAAUACUUCAGCUGAAUAGCCUCCUUCCUCCCAUUCACUUGUCCCUCAUGUGAAUGUGUAUUUUUACGUGUUUGUUUGCACGAGAGUGGACCUGUGACGCUUAGCAAUCUAAAGUGCAACUUGUUAACAAGAAAAAAAGGAAUGGAGAAAUCAAACGGCUUCCCGUCGGACAGAACCAUCCUCUGCCUGUUUGACGUGGACGGUACUUUGACACCACCUAGAGAGAAAAUCGACCCACAGCUGGAUGAGUUUUUCCAGACUCUGAGGAGGAAAGUGAAGAUUGGCAUUGUGGGAGGGUCGGACUACUCCAAGAUAGCAGAGCAGCUUGGGGAAGGAGAUGAUGUCAUACACAAGUUUGACUACGUGUUUGCUGAGAACGGGACAGUGCAGUACAAAGAUGGGAAACUGCUCUCAAAACAUGCCAUUCAGAACCAGCUCGGUGAAGAGCUGCUGCAGGAUCUGAUCAACUUCUGCCUCAGCUACAUGGGGCUCAUCAAGCUGCCAAAGAAAAGGGGAACGUUCAUUGAGUUCAGGAAUGGAAUGCUCAACAUUUCCCCUAUUGGUCGGAGCUGCACACUGGAGGAGCGAAUCGAAUUCUCUGAAAUUGACAAGAGAGAGAAGAUCAGGGAGAAAUUUGUUGCUGCCCUGAAAGAGGAGUUUGCUGGGAAGGGAUUACGCUUCACAAGAGGUGGUCUCAUCAGCUUUGACAUUUUCCCAGAGGGCUGGGACAAAAGACUGUGUUUAGAGCUGCUGGAGAGUGAAGGCCUGGACGCCAUCUACUUCUUUGGCAACGAGACCUCAGAUGGAGGAAACGAUUAUGAAAUUUUCAACGACCCACGGACCAUCGGUUUCACAGUCUACUCUCCGAAGGACACGGCCAGGCUCUGUCGGGAGCUUUUCUUUGAUGCUCCACCACACGAGUCUUGAUGUCUUGAACUACUCCCACUCGUUCCUCACAACCCCUUUACUCACAAGCCCCUCUGUGGGUCUCUGCUGGUACGACAGCCCAGACUCUCAAUGAACUGCUGAAAGGUACUACUGUUGAUUUUCUCCGUAUUAUUAAUAUGAUUACUCUAAGUACAAAUGGACAGCAGCGGAGUGAUAUGACUUGUAUUUGUACAAUAAAUUCUGCUUUUUAAAAACAAAAUAAAGGGAAAGCACCUGAGGAAGAGUUAAAGGUACUGUGGCAGAAGAUGGACUGCAGUGUUGCACCACUGCACUGUCUAGCAUGUGAGAUAAAAUUAACCAAAAGGCUUAGAAAGAUUAUAAAACAUUCUGCCAUGUUGAAAGUUAGUACUCCAGCUUACUUUGAGUACAGAAUGAUGUUUUGCACUAAUGUUGGCAUAAUUUGAUGCAAGUGAUGAGAGUAAUGUUAAAACAGGCGAGAAAGCUUUUGCUUGUUGUUUUGUGAGAAAAUAAGAUAUGAAUGAAGCAUUAAAGAAGAUGUGGGUCUUUCCUCCUCUACAGUUGAGGAUAUAUUAUGAAGCAUUCCAAGUAUUUUGUGUCUCUACAGUGCUCUGAACGGGAUGUGAAUUAUUGUUGGUGAUCCUCUGAAUGUCUAUUUUAACCUCACAAACCUACUGGAAAUGAAAGAAGUUUGCUCGUGCUGCUUAUUUGCUUCUCUUGGUUAUUUAAAUGCAUUAAAGGUACAAUGUGUAAGAUUUGGCCAGAAUUUUAGUUUAAAACAUUUAAAAAAAAUGAACUAACCCAAUCAACAGUUAGUGCAGAAGUAACAGCUCUGAGUUCAUGUCAGAGACAUCUAUGUGUUGUGUUGCAGAGAUAUCUACCAAAAUUAGCAUCCUUACCGGCUAGCUCUGGCCCGUCCUGUGUCAUAAUACCACUUGUGUCUCGAGAUGCGAUAGUCAGUCACUGUAGCGUCCAGUCUGCCCUCAGUCCAACAUUAGAGGAUGAAGAAGUAGAGCUGGCCGAGCUUCUCUCUCUCACUCACUCCCUGACCUGUCAUUCCUCCGCUACCUCUACUUUUUUGUCUCCUGGCACCACUUGAACUUCCCUGUCUCUGACUGGGCAGACUCUGGGUGUGACAUUGUUGUUGUCCGGGGAGAACAACAAUGCGGAAGCGCCCCAAAGCGCUGCCUGCUUCUUUUUGGUGCUCAUGUUAACCAGUGAGUCACAACCAAAUCUGGCAAGAAAACACACUGAUAAUCUACUAUAAAUUAUACUAUAUGAGAUAAGUGAUAUGAUUCUGGUAAUUGCAUCCCAUGCUUUCCAAUCCUUUUGAUUGCUCUUACCCUCUCACCGCAGAGGAGCAGCCAUGCUGCAUCCUACUUAUUUGGAGAAUGUGGCCAGGAAUUACACAUUGUACCUUUUUUAAAGUGAAGAUUUAUAUUAAAACUGAACAUUACUGACUUAUUGAAUUCAUCUUAACCAGGGAAUUAAGCUACUGUGACCAGGUCACUCUAAAAACAAUGUUGUCAGUCGAUGUGACAGCUUUUUAUGUAAAAUAUUUUUACAAAUUGUAUCAUGGUCUGCAUGCUGUAUACUGGGUGAUUUUAUGUAUUGAUGUUUAUUGCUUGAUUCCUUGUUGCUAAUUAUUUUUAGAUUAAUGCCGUUUUUAAUAGCUGCUUAAAGGGUUUUUUAAAUAAUGUUUUUAAAAAUGUGAAAAUGGUCACUUUUUUCCCAUUACAAGCUAAUGCUCUGUCAUUCUGUCAUGGCUCAGAAAAACGGAUCAUAAUUGUAAAUAUGUAGCUUUUAAUAAAUCAACUGCAGUUCUGUGUCUGACUGUAAACACUCCUUCAACCUCAGUGACUACAAGGAUCAUGUAGACAAGACUUUUAGGCACAGCAGAGAGCUAGCUUUUAAUGUAUCACUGAUGCUAACUGUAACAUUGGUCAUAUCUUUUACUCAUUUAUGGAUAAAAAUGUAUUUUGCAUCAAUUCAUUGUAAUAAAACCUUUUUCAUAUAAUUUCACGUA
Micropterus dolomieu (smallmouth bass) is the source of this 3093-nucleotide messenger RNA. RefSeq names its product phosphomannomutase 1 (gene pmm1). Gene Ontology annotation, biological process: mannose metabolic process; GDP-mannose biosynthetic process; protein N-linked glycosylation. Bases 303 to 1088 code for a protein of 261 amino acids. The transcript has 8 exons. Gene Ontology annotation, cellular component: cytosol. The record is from RefSeq and is a predicted model, not a curated record. Gene Ontology annotation, molecular function: phosphomannomutase activity. NCBI's taxonomy places the organism in Eukaryota, Metazoa, Chordata, Actinopteri, Centrarchiformes, Centrarchidae.